AAGGAGAAAAUACCCCUUGUUCAGUUCAAAUAUCAUACAACAAAGGAACUAGCUCAGAAACUGGGAGCUCAAACAAAAAAUAUAUCUGAUGUAUUGCAAUUAACAGAUGACGAAGCUCUGAUUUUACUACAGUUUUACUCGUGGAACUCUGAAAGGCUUAUGGAGGAAUACAUGGAUGAUCCAGAGCGUGUAAAGGCAAACGCUGGUGUUGUGGAUGGUGGCUCUAAAAGUCACACUUCCCUAUAUAAGAAAUAUCCUCAACAUGAUUUUGGUUGUUUUAUUUGUUGUGAGGAUAAGGAUGAUAGUUAUCAGUUAUCAUGUGGCCAUGGAUAUUGUAUGGACUGUUAUAGACGUUAUGUGAAGGAUAAAACAUCAUCAGGCAAAGUUAUCAAGUGUCCCGAUUGUGAUGUUGCUUUAGAUUCCCAUGAUCUAGAGUUUAUUGGUGGAGAAGGUGAAUCAUUUAAGUUGAUUGAAAGCUCCAUCAGGGAAUGGGUUGAAAGACACAAAGCUUUCAAAUGGUGUCCAGCUCCAGAUUGUGAUAGUGUUGUUGAAGUUUUAAACUUGUCGGAUAUACCGAAUAUUGUUAAAAAUCAACAAGUUCCAGUUGCCACAUGUAACCAUGGACAUCAAUUUUGCAUUGCUUGUAAUUUUGAGAAUCACAAUCCAACACCAUGUCAAAUUACAAAAGAAUGGAUCACCAAAUGUAAAGAUGAUUCAGAAACUGUUAAUUGGAUUAUGUCUAAUACUAAACAAUGUCCAAAGUGUGAUUCUUCAAUUGAGAAAAAUGGUGGUUGUAACCAUAUGACAUGUAAAAAAUGUGGCAAUGAAUUCUGUUGGAUUUGUAUGGGUGAUUGGAAAGCUCAUGGAUCUUCAUUUUAUCAGUGUAACAGAUUUAAUAGUCAAACAGAGGAACAGAAGAAAGACAUUAAUAGUAAGGCAAAUUUGGCCAAUGCAUCCAAAACAUCAUUAAAAAGAUAUUUACAUUAUUAUAACCUUUUUGCAAUUCAUGAAGCUUCAACUAAUCAAGAUUUCAAGAGAUGCAAAUUUGUGGAGGAUAAAGUUCGUGAAUUGCAAGAAACAUCAGGCAUCUCAUGGAUUGAAGCCCAAUUUUUGGUUGAAAGUGCAGAAACUUUAUUGAAGGCUAGAAAAGUGUUGAAAUGGUCUUAUGCAUUUGCUUAUUACUGUGAUCGUAACAACUUUUUGGAUCUUUUCGAGUCUAUUCAAGCCGGCCUUUCAGAUGCAGUGGAGAACUUGAGUAAAUUGUUUGAAAUUGAGGAACCUUUAGAGAUUGUCAAACAAAAAUUAGAAUUCUUGAACAAAAGUAGGUAUCUGGGUGAUCGUCAAAAUGCAAUGAUAUCAUGUACACAAGAAGCUAUAAAGAACGGG
Molecule: messenger RNA, 1386 nt
Organism: Hansenula anomala
Lineage: Eukaryota; Fungi; Ascomycota; Saccharomycetes; Phaffomycetales; Wickerhamomycetaceae
Gene: HEL1
Product: E3 ubiquitin-protein ligase HEL1
Exons: 1
Biological process (GO): positive regulation of proteasomal ubiquitin-dependent protein catabolic process; protein polyubiquitination; ubiquitin-dependent protein catabolic process
Cellular component (GO): cytoplasm; ubiquitin ligase complex
Molecular function (GO): zinc ion binding; ubiquitin protein ligase activity; ubiquitin conjugating enzyme binding
Source: RefSeq, a predicted model, not a curated record